This is a messenger RNA of Poecilia latipinna (sailfin molly), 1744 nucleotides long. Its product is annotated as cell surface A33 antigen-like. The transcript is spliced from 7 exons. NCBI's taxonomy places the organism in Eukaryota, Metazoa, Chordata, Actinopteri, Cyprinodontiformes, Poeciliidae. Gene Ontology annotation, cellular component: plasma membrane. The record is from RefSeq and is a predicted model, not a curated record. Bases 165 to 1439 code for a protein of 424 amino acids.
GUCAGUCAAAUCGGGGCAGCAGACUCACCCAUCGAGCUGAUCACUGUUGGGAGUCUUCAGGUUUCGAUGUAAAUGAAAGCCUGGGCGUUCGGCUACCCGCUUUUCUUAUUUGAUUUAAGAAAAUAGAACCGUGAGUUUGGUUUGAUUAAAUUACCACCUUUGCCAUGGAAAGGAGAACUUCUACAUUGGCCCUGCUUUGUGUGGUGUGGUCAGCUGUUGCUGGCAUUAAGGUUGACAUCCCCCAGGAUCAGUAUGAGUUCGCCAGAGGGGACAACAUCACACUGCCCUGCACAUUUCAAAGCGCUCUCAGCAAUCCAAUACUGGCCGUUGUCUCAUGGUCUAUUGGUGAAAAUGUGAUAAUCACCCACUAUCAUCCCAAUGGAGUCACAGACAUUAAACCAGAGUACGAGGGUCGGGUGUCUGUGGAUGCAAAUGUUAAUGGUGGUACUGGGAAAGCUGACCUUAAGCUGUCCUCCAUCACAACGGCAGACAACAAAAAAUAUGAGUGUCAAGUCCAGAACCCCAAGGAUAAUGUAGGCAAAGAUGCUGACACAACAACAUUGACUGUUCUAGUGGCUCCAUCUAAACCCAUCUGCAAGAUUGAGGGUACAGCAUCGUACGGCCAAAACGUCAGCCUCACCUGUGUUUCUGAGGAAGGGUCUCCUCCUCCAACAUACAAGUGGAACAGAUAUGAUGUCCAAAACAAUUCUGGUGCUUUCCCCCCCAAAACCACUGAAAAGGAAGGCACCCUGUUUCUGUACAACCUCACCAAAGAGACCUCCGGAUUCUACAUCUGCACCUCAGCCAACAAGAUUCGCUCAGCUUCCUGCAACCUGACAGUCACAGUCUUGCCACCAUCCAUGAUGAGCAUCGGUUCAAUCGCAGCAAUCAUUGGAGCAGGCGUCGCAGCUUUGAUCUUACUGAUCGUUAUCUAUUGCUGUUGCUGCCGAAAGAAGGAUGACGACAAGGAGAAUUAUGCCAUGGCACCAGUUGGUGACGAAGAGUCUGUUCGAAAUGGAGAGAGUCGCUCUGGUGAUGGAGAGAAGAGCAAACAUUUUGACGAUUCCAGUGCGAACAAAACAGCUAACCCACGUGAUGACUACGAGGAGAGGAGUGAACGCAACUACGACCGCCGAAGCGACUAUGAUGACCGCCGAAGCGACUAUGAUGACCGCCGAAGCGACUAUGAUGACCGGCGCAGCGACUAUAAUGACCGGCGCAGUGACUAUGACGACCGUCGUAGCGACUACAACGACCGGCGCAGCGACUACGAUGACCGUCGUAGUGACUAUAACGACCGGCGCAGCGACUACAAUGACCGUCGCAGCAAACCCAGUGACCGCAAUGAGCGCUAUGAUGAUGACCGCCACUAUGAUGAUGAGCGACGCUACAAUGAUCGCAGAGACCCCCGCUAUGAUGAUGACCGCAACAGACCAUAGAGAAACUGGUAUGCAAUGACUAGGGUAACCCAGUUAAUGUGUUUUAAAUCACCCAUUUGUUUAACAGUUAUAUAUGUUUUUGGGGUUUUUUAACCCAAAUGAACAAAUUAUUCCCCAUUGGAAUUUUUCCUAAGAUUUUAAAACAUGAUAUAGACGCUUUGGAUUGUUCAAUUAUCAAAUAUCGUACGGGAAGAGGAAAUGGACCAGAACAUCUUGUUGCAAAUUACAACGUGUUGUCCAGACUGUUUUGAAAUGUAGUUUUUAAAGAGGCAUUAUUGUGUAAAAUCAACUUUGUUUUAGCUUUA